CACAAAGAUAUGUCAAUGGCUACACCGUCAGGUUCUUCCGUUAUCCACACAUUUCUCCCCGAUUGCAGAAGCUCCGCACUCAACAUCACUCGUUGCCACUUUCUCUCAGGCGCCACGCCGUGCGAAGGCGGGAGGAAACUCGCGUUGCUUCGGAAGUUGAAGAGAAAUAUAAAGAGCAGCUCGUUAGUAGUUUUCAGCAGCAACAAACGGGAAGAGAAUGCGUUGCAGUACAAUAAACUCGGAGACUCCGAUCUUCUCAUCAGCGAAAUCACUCUCGGCACUAUGACAUUCGGAGAACAGAAUACUGAGAAAGAGGCUCACGAGCAACUCAAUUACGCGUUCGAACGCGGAAUUAAUGCCCUAGACACUGCAGAAGUGUAUCCGAUUCCUAUAAAAGAGGAAACCCAAGGAAGGACAGAUGUGUACAUUGGAAACUGGCUCAAGUCUCAACCCCGAGAUAAGGUUAUUUUGGCCACAAAAGUUGCUGGUUACUCCGAGAGAUCGAGUUAUUUACGUGAAAACUCAGAGGUUGUGCGAGUUGAUGCUGCUAAUAUCAAGGAAAGUGUCGAAAAAAGUCUUAAGCGUCUCAAUACAGAUUACAUUGACUUACUCCAAAUACAUUGGCCAGACCGUUAUGUUGCAUUAUUUGGGUCAUACUUCUAUGAUCCUUCAAGAUGGAGGGAAAGCGUGUCAUUCGUUGAGCAGCUGAGAGGAUUUCAAGAACUUAUUAAUCAAGGGAAGGUGAGGUACAUUGGUGUAUCUAAUGAAACUUCAUACGGAGUUAUGGAGUUUGUUAAUGCUGCUAAAGUCGAAGGACUACCUAAAAUCGUCAGCAUCCAGAACAGCUACAGUUUGCUAGUGAGAUGCAAGUUUGAACUUGAUCUGGUUGAAGUUUGCCACCCAAACAACUGCAACAUUGGCUUGCUUGCUUAUUCUCCACUAGCAGGUGGAGCAUUAUCAGGGAAAUAUCUCGACAUUACUUCCGAAGCAGCAAAAACGGGGAGGUUUCAACUCUUCCCCGGGUAUAUGGAAAGAUACAAUAAAUCGAUUUCUAAGGAAGCUACGACAAAAUAUCUUGAAGUGGCAGAAAAACACGGACUGAGUCUCGUGGAAUUAGCUCUUGCAUUCGCGCGAGACAGAUCGUUCGUGACGAGUUCGAUAAUAGGUGCUACUUCUAUUGAACAGUUAAGACAAGAUAUUGAUGCCUUUCUUACGACCGAGCGGCCUUUGUCACCGCAAGUUGUGGCGGAUGUUGAAAAUGUCUUCAAGAGGUACAAAGAUCCAGCAAUUGAUUAAAUCCAGAGUCAUUUCACUGGGAAUUAUAUAUUAAAUUUGCUUCUGAUCUAAUCUAUGUACCAAAAAUGUUAUUACAAAUAAAUUAAACUUAAAACAAUUUUUUGC
This is a messenger RNA of Erythranthe guttata (spotted monkey flower), 1401 nucleotides long. RefSeq lists its product as uncharacterized. Gene Ontology annotation, molecular function: oxidoreductase activity. NCBI's taxonomy places the organism in Eukaryota, Viridiplantae, Streptophyta, Magnoliopsida, Lamiales, Phrymaceae. The record is from RefSeq and is a predicted model, not a curated record.